Planococcus citri (citrus mealybug) is the source of this 4250-nucleotide messenger RNA. RefSeq names its product PR domain zinc finger protein 1-like. Gene Ontology annotation, biological process: regulation of transcription by RNA polymerase II; cell fate commitment. The record is from RefSeq and is a predicted model, not a curated record. Lineage: Eukaryota; Metazoa; Arthropoda; Insecta; Hemiptera; Pseudococcidae. The transcript is spliced from 12 exons. Gene Ontology annotation, molecular function: protein binding; RNA polymerase II cis-regulatory region sequence-specific DNA binding; DNA-binding transcription repressor activity, RNA polymerase II-specific. Gene Ontology annotation, cellular component: nucleus; cytoplasm. The coding region runs from base 412 to 2628 and encodes 738 amino acids.
UUUCGCCACCGCGUGGAAUAGAAAAACCGAAAGCUCUGUUGGGGUAGGUCGGAAAAUGAAGCAGCGUUCAAAACAGUUUGCACGUUACUUUUCGAAUUGUAAGGACGUUCAAAAAUAAUAUACCACGUAUAAACCAUUUUUCAAGUCGCUGAAAUUUUCCAGUGAAUUUUUUUCCGGUUUGGUUUCCCGCAUCGUAGCGAAUUUUAUCCGAUUAGACGAAUCGAACGCGGUGAAUUUUUUUCUUUUACUUUUUGUCUUACGUCGGAUUCGAUCCUUUCGUGACGGUGAGAUUUCAAGGUCGCUUCAUCAACGGCGUGAUUGGUUUAUUUGACGAAAAUAUAAUAUUGUUGCAUCCGAAUGCUUUUGAAUUUUCACUCAGCAGAUUCUUAUGUAUCAUUCGAAUGAUUUUUUAUGCCCGCACUGACGCAGCAAUAUACCAUGAGACAGGGAGUGAUAAUGCGCCUAAACCGAGGCGAGCCGGAAGGCGACGGCUUGAACAUGACCAACGUGAAAGAAGAAGAAUUUGAGAAAUUAGUCAAUUAUAUAGCUCCAGAUUUACCAACGAAUUCAAAUUGUCCUAAUAAAGCUGAAAACUCGUUACCUAGAAAUUUAGAACUCAGACCUUCGAGGGCUAUUACCGAUGCUUUGGGUGUUUGGAGUACAGCGAUAAUUCCUAGAGGAACUCGCUUCGGUCCACUGGUUGGCGAACUUCAUUCAAAAGAUGCCGUCCUGACGAAUGUGAAUAGGAAAUAUUUCUGGAGGAUUCAAAUCAAAAUGAAUUCGUUUCUACGAUCUAAUCAGGUGUAUAAAGAUAACGAAUUAUACUAUUACAUUGAUGGUUAUGAUGUAUCUAAAUCAAACUGGAUGAGAUAUGUGAAUCCGGCCUACUCAUCGGAGGCACAAAACCUGAUAGCAUACCAAUAUGAGUCGAAUAUUUAUUUUUACACUAUUAGAACAAUUCCUAAAGAUGAAGAAUUAUUGGUGUGGUAUUGCAAAGAAUUUGCCGAAAGACUGAAAUAUCCGUUGACCGGAGAACUGAUGCUGCAGCAGAUUAGAAGGCAAACGAUAAGCAUGCAACCACAAACGAUAGUCAGUCCGCCAAUACAAGUACCAGUACAGACGUGCAGAUCGCCUCGUUCGGAAUACGUGCCUCAAGUUGUACAAACGACAAUAGAAGUGGCCGAAGACACCAAGGAUAUUGAUAGGUUACCUGUACAAAGCGGAGAAUUAGUAACAUCGAAAGAUUGUCAAAACGGAUACGAUCAACUGAAUUCGGUUCGUUCGGACGAAGGUUACCAUAGUCAUGGAUUUCAUGAUGAAUCACUGACACCACCGUACGGAUGCGUUGAUUCAGACGACAGUGAUAAUUAUAUUUUAGAUUUCAGCAAGAAACAAACUCGACCUAGCGAAACAGAAGAUCACGACAGUACAGUAAUGGAAACGGACGAGCAAGUCUUAGAUCGAAACGAAUAUAGAAAAGUUAAGAUAAAAAUGUCGAAAGCUUCGUCCUACUGUACAAAUCGCACAGCUACGCAUUUAACCAAGGAAUUAUCGCCGGAAAACAAAGAAAAUAAUUUUCCGCAAGUGAUCACCGUGGUACCGCAUCCUAAAACAAGCGUCGAAGAAGACAUGACGAAUUUACGACUGCAGUCGCAAUCACCUCCGUUGUCGCCGACCGAAAAAGCAUACUCGUACAAGAAGUCGCAAAGGUACGGAUGUGCGCCGGUCAGUCCGGAUUCGACGGCUCAGCCGGAAACGCAUUGUUCGUUAUCUCCAAAUACGAUAACGCUUGUUCCUCAAAGAUCUCCACCGCCUUCGCCACCGUAUCAACCAGAAGAACCUUCUUAUCAGUCACAUUCCCCUCAAGUUAUUUAUACUUCAUACCAAAUAAACGUGCAGCAAACCGGCGUUCAACCACCGACUUCGUAUUCGCCACCUACGUCGUCUAAUUUGCAGUACCAAUACCCACCUCCUUCAUUUGGUAUCAAUUUGUCGACACCGUUGCAUCAUAUUUUAACUCCUGUACCACCCGUUCAUCAUCCGUUACCGUCUCAACAUUCCUGUUCGUCACCGGGAUCCAUGUCGCCGGAUGAAGGACCUUGUCAUAGUCCAACCAACUCCAGAGGAUAUAAAUCGCUGCCGUAUCCCUUGAAAAAGAAAGAUGGCAAGAUUAACUAUGAAUGCAAUAUUUGUAUGAAGACCUUUGGACAACUGUCUAAUUUAAAAGUGCAUUUAAGAACACAUUCGGGUGAACGACCAUUUCAAUGUAAUACUUGCUCAAAAACUUUCACGCAGCUGGCCCAUCUGCAGAAACAUCAUUUAGUUCAUACGGGUGAGAAACCACAUCAAUGUGAUACUUGCCAUAAACGAUUUAGCUCUACGUCAAAUUUGAAAACACACAGGAGGCUUCACUCGGGUCAAAAACCAUUCGCAUGCGACCUAUGUCAUGCGAAAUUUACUCAAUUAGUCCAUCUGAAAUUGCAUAAAAGGCUACAUACCAAUGAAAGACCUUACAUUUGUACGACAUGUGGAAAGAAAUACAUCAGUCAUAGCGGAUUGAGAACUCAUUGGAAGACUACAUCUUGUCGGCCUUCAAGUAUUCAGCAACAACAAGAAGUUCCAUAUUGAAGUUCAACGAGGUAUUGAUAAAUGUACGAAGGAUCUCACUAUUAGCUGUGAGAAUACGAUAAGUUUCGUGAAUUAUUUUUUUUACUUGGUUGAAUUAUCUCCUAUUUAAUUGAAUCGACGAUUGAAUCGCGCUCAAAAAUGUCAAGACUAUUGUUCUCAAUUGCAUACAAGGUUUUAAAACAUGUUAGGAUUUAAUUUAUGACGCUUUUAUUUAUGCUAUAAAAUUAUUGUUGAUAACGUGUGUAACCCUUUGUUUGUUUUUUCUUUCCUUAGAGCUAUUUCUUUUUGUUUUCCUUUUUAUUUUGUUAAUAUUGUAACAUAGUAGGAUUUUCUCCGAUUAUUUAUUUUGCUGUAUCCUGUAACGGUUUAUGGUUAAAAAUUGCGAUGUUCCUCUUAUUGGUAAUAAAAUAAUUUUUAGAAAAUUUCAAAGUAGAUAAUCUACUGUAUAUAAGUUUAAUUUAUCUAAGUUAUUUAACGUUUAUGAUCUCAAUCAACGUUUGUUUUUCUUCCCAUUUAUAUUAUUGAACCCAAAACGACAACAUCAUGUAUGAUAUUAGAAGAAGGAAUAACAGAGUAUGUGUAAAUUGUAAAGUAUUCGUGUACAAAAGAGUAAGGAAAAAAUGUAAAAAAAGAACAAAAUUCACAUGUGUGUAUUUUCCACAAUGAAUGAUAAUUUAAUGGAAAAUGUGUACAUAAUACCUUGUAAGAAGAGUGUUACGAAAAGGUAUAUCUAAAAAAAUUGACGUUAGCUGAUUUUCAUUUCGAACGCCAAAAGUAACUGUAAGGUAAAGUUUCAAAACCAAAAAAAAAAAAAAAAAAAAAAAAACGGAUUUAACCAAUAUUUGCAAUUAUUAUUUAUGAAUGAUAAGUAAACCCCUCUAAAAAAAAUUACACAUGAGUUUCCGUCCCGAAAAGGGGAUUUAAAACUAGGUAUUGAAAAGAUGCCUAUUGCCUACCUAUUUUUCUCUUCAAUUUUAAUUACGCGAAUUUUUUUUUAAAGUUUUUGCCCUUCUUUUCAAUAUUUGAUGCCCAAAAAUGAGUUUAAUAAUGAAAAAAAACAGACGUUUCUUAAUUUUCUUAAUUUAUGAGACUGCUCUUAAUUGUUUAGUAUAUCUUCACAAAAGAUAUUUGCAAUAAUUAAAUUGGUUUGUCCAGUCAUUUGACUGUGCUAUUUCCAUCGUUUUGAUUUGACUAUUUCUUAGAUGAAUCAGCUGGCGUUCGAAUUGAGAUUGAUUGCAUUAUUUGUUCAAAUGUUUUGUGUGGUUUACACUUUUCAUGAAAAUUGCAAUAAAGCUAUUGAAAAAUUAAUCAAAAUGAACAAAUUUAUCAAAAUUAUAUUAAAGUAUGAAAUGUAAGAACUCGUGUUCUUGUUAUCGUCUUUAUUCGCUUUUACAAAAACCUAAAGUGUACUCCACUUAAAAAAAUCGUCAGCUUUGAACAAUGACUGCUUGAAAUAUCCCCCCGGUUAAUUUAACGAUGCAUUUUUAAUUUAUUUUUAUUUAUUUACGUACUACGUGUACUAUAAAAUUGAAAAUUUACAAACUUUCUAGUUAUUAAAAAUUGUAUGUUCUUUUAAAGGCUGAUGUAAUUUAAUGUUGAUGCAAUAAAAAAGUAGUUAUGAA